ACAAUCGUCGCUCUCCUUUCUCUCUCUCUCUCUCUCUCAAUCUCUCUCCGCCGCAUAUAACAAUGCCUAGUGAAGCCUUGCAGCCGACUGAGGGAGCUGAAAUCAUUAUCAAGGCGGAAGUCCAGGCGGAGAAGCAGCAAACUAAGCAAGUGCUUUUGUUUUAUUGCACGGAAUCUGAAGAUCUUGCUCGGAAAGUUGCCGCUCAAUCGGAGUUCAUUCAACUCCAAUCCAUCAACUGGAGGAGUUUUGAUGACGGAUUUCCAAACUUAUUCAUUAAUAAAGCGCAUAAUAUUCGAGGGCAGCAUGUGGCCUUUUUGGCAUCCUUUAGUUCUCCUGCAGUUAUCUUUGAGCAGCUAUCUGUCAUAUACUCACUUCCACGGCUGUUUGUUGCUUCUUUCACUUUGGUGUUACCUUUCUUUCCUACUGGCUCAUUUGAACGUAUGGAAGUGGAAGGAGAUGUCGCUACGGCUUUUACUAUGGCUAGAAUUCUAACGAAUGUUCCGAUAUCAAGAGGUGGUCCAACAAGCCUAGUCACUUUCGACAUUCAUGCUUUACAGGAACGAUUCUAUUUUGGAGAUCAGGUCCUUCCUUGUUUUGAAUCUGGUAUCCCUCUUUUGAAGCAACGCCUUCAUCAGCUUGCUGAAUCUGAGAAAAUUGUUGUAGCAUUUCCAGAUGAUGGAGCUUGGAAGAGAUUUCACAAGCUACUGGAUAAUUUCCCCAUGGUGGUUUGCAACAAGGUUCGAGAAGGCGAUAAACGGAUCGUACGACUGAAGGAGGGUGAACCUAAAGGUUGUCAUGUUGUCAUAGUUGAUGAUUUGGUGCAAUCAGGAGGUACACUGCUCGAGUGUCAGAAAGUUUUGGCAGAUAAAGGUGCUGCAAAAGUGAGUGCAUAUGUUACCCAUGCAGUAUUUCCCAAGCGCUCGUGGGACAAGUUCAUACACAAGAGUGAAGAUAACUCGGAUAAGGCAUUCACAUACUUCUGGAUCACAGAUUCAUGCCCUCUUACUGUCAAAGCUAUUGGUAAUAAGUCGCCUUUUGAAAUCCUUAGUCUAGCAGGAUCCAUAGCUGAUGCCCUACAGAUAUGAUUUGAUGCUUGUAAUUAAGCAUGUAUUCCUAUUCUAGAUUUGACCUCUUUUUGAAGGUUAGAAACUAUGAUACUCUCUUUCUACCAGCAUCUAAAAAACUUGGCUGAUGCAUAAAUAAAUGGAAAGAUAUGCAUAAUAUCACUUUAGAGUUCUAUUUUA
Impatiens glandulifera is the source of this 1244-nucleotide messenger RNA. RefSeq names its product ribose-phosphate pyrophosphokinase 4-like. Gene Ontology annotation, molecular function: magnesium ion binding; ribose phosphate diphosphokinase activity. Gene Ontology annotation, cellular component: ribose phosphate diphosphokinase complex; cytoplasm. The transcript is spliced from 7 exons. The record is from RefSeq and is a predicted model, not a curated record. The coding region runs from base 63 to 1085 and encodes 340 amino acids. Gene Ontology annotation, biological process: 5-phosphoribose 1-diphosphate biosynthetic process; purine nucleotide biosynthetic process. Lineage: Eukaryota; Viridiplantae; Streptophyta; Magnoliopsida; Ericales; Balsaminaceae.